Arabis nemorensis is the source of this 204-nucleotide messenger RNA. NCBI's taxonomy places the organism in Eukaryota, Viridiplantae, Streptophyta, Magnoliopsida, Brassicales, Brassicaceae. The record is from the annotation of a GenBank genome assembly.
AUGGCAGUCUCUUUCCAUGUUUGCUCUGACAGUUUUCCCUCUAGACUUCACCCACAAGCCGGUCAUGUCGUUGAGAAGUUGGCUUGUUUGAGAUCUUCUGAGGAAGCCUCAACAUCUUCAAGCUCUUCUAUAUGCCAAAUACUUGACAACAUUCAAGAGCUUCACGAGUCUCUUGAGAAGCUUAUUCGCCUGCCUGUUACAUAA